This is a messenger RNA of Striga asiatica, 966 nucleotides long. The record is from the annotation of a GenBank genome assembly. NCBI's taxonomy places the organism in Eukaryota, Viridiplantae, Streptophyta, Magnoliopsida, Lamiales, Orobanchaceae.
GUUGUACACUAGGUUGACAAUAUAACAUUUCUCUAUUUUCAAUUCAUAUAGCCUAAAAUAUAUAAGCAGUCAUAAUGGGUCAAUAUUUAUCAAAAUUUCCAAACACAAGUUAUUAUUAGAUGAGCAAGCCGGUGGUACAUUGGGCUGCAUAAAUUGUACUCAUAGUGAAUCGUUGUAAAGUCUUACAACUGGCCGGAAAAACACAUACAAACCGAAAAUUCGGGCGCGCGACGGUCAACGAAAAUGUGCAGUAGAAAGAGUUUAUCGAUCGCCUUUGCGAUUGCAUACGUGGGCCUUCUCUGCUGUGAUAUCGACGGUGCAAUCGCUACAGUUCCUGAACUAGGAUCCGCGCGUGUAGUCUUUCAGACAGAUUAUGGGGACAUUGAGUUUGGUUUCUAUCCAAGUGUUGCACCAAAGACGGUUGAACACAUUUUCAAACUCGUCCGGUUGGGAUGCUAUAACACGAACCAUUUCUUCCGGGUGGAUAAGGGUUUUGUUGCUCAAGUGGCUGAUGUCGUUGGAGGAAGAACUGCUCCAAUGAAUGAAAUGCAGAAGUUGGAAGCUGAGAAAACUAUUGUUGGUGAAUUUAGUGAAGUUAAACACGUGAGGGGUAUACUUUCCAUGGGAAGGGUGGAGUUGGGUCUUUUAGUGCGUAGAGUGCGUUGGCGGGGGCCUAUGCAGGGUUAUGAAAAUAGUGAUAAUUUCAUUCAUUAUGCCAUAUUUGGAAAAGUUACUAAGGGCGAUGAAACUUUGAGAAAACUCGAGCAAGUUCCUACUCGAACGGAAGGAAUUUUUGUUAUGCCAACUGAACGUAUCACUAUUUUGUCGACAUAUUAUUACGAUACCGAGGCGAAAACUUGUGAAGAAGACAGGUUAAUACUGAAGAGGAGACUUGCUGCAUCUGCUAUUGAAAUUGAAACACAGGAAGAGCCAUCAGGCCACGCCAAACAAGUUGCUGUGAAGUAA